UUUAAUACAAAAUCACUCAGCAAAACAGACCAGGCGAAAAUAUGAAUACUGAACAAAAUUAUCUAAAAGCUGACUUGGACACUGACGUGGAGUUUCUCAAGGAUGCAAUUGAUAAAUCAAUAGUCUCGGGUCUUACCGUGGAGCAGCAGGCAUGCAAGCAGCUCUUGGAGUCUAUCUACGGCAGGGCCAAGCGACUCAUGCUAAAGGCUCAGAAAUAUGCGGAAGAUGAGCAGCGACAGGACAUUACACUCGCGGACUGGAAGAAGGUGCAAAGGUUGCUGCCGAAAAAGAGCAAGCUGCUGAGCAUCAAUGAGAAGAACGACAUCAUUGCGAGCCAAGACCAAGCCAUGCCAACGGCCACUACCACGGGCCCGUGCUCCCGGCUGAUGCUGCCGCCGCUGCGGCAAUGCAAGUUGGGUCCCACGGUCAUCUUGAAGGGAAUGUCGCGUCUACAGGUUACUGCGGCACCACUGAAGAAAGAGAAGAGCGACAUCAUUGCUAACCAAAAGCCGGACAUGCCAAUGGGCACUACCUCGGGCCCGUGUUCCCGGCCGAUGCUGACGCCCGUGCGCCAUUACAAGUGGGGUCCAACGGCCACUUUGAAGGGAAUGUCGCGUCAUGCUUCUCAUGCGAGUGCUGCGGUUGCUCAGGCGAAUGCUGCUGCUUCUCAGGCGUAUGCUGUAGCUCCUCAACAGAGAGCUGCAGUGUUCCAGCGCCCCAAGGUCAUGCCAGGUCGUACCCAGGCACCACCCAAGAAGAGUUCCACAGCGUCGAAGACUUCUGCAUCGAGCGCCCAAUAGGGCGAACAUCAAAUUCUGCAAUGUCACUGAGAUCUAGAUAUGGACAAAAAUUUCACUGAAACUAUCGCUUGCUUAAUUUGUCAUCUUUUUGCAGACUAAUUCAAUCACACAGUUAUCCAAUUUAAAUGUUGAACUAAAUUUGGCGACCAAUUAUGAAAGGACAACUCCAUCCUGCAUAUCCGAACAAACGACCUCAAUGAACCUCUGAGAAUGAGAGAGGAAAAUACACACACGAGCUAAAAAUAAAGUUUUAACAAAUUAUCAACGCACAACGUAGAUGAAAGUUUUCUUUUUUCCACACAGGU
Messenger RNA from Drosophila subobscura, 1105 nucleotides. RefSeq lists its product as uncharacterized. The transcript is spliced from 2 exons. NCBI's taxonomy places the organism in Eukaryota, Metazoa, Arthropoda, Insecta, Diptera, Drosophilidae. The record is from RefSeq and is a predicted model, not a curated record. Bases 42 to 800 code for a protein of 252 amino acids.